This is a messenger RNA of Cuscuta epithymum, 5372 nucleotides long. NCBI's taxonomy places the organism in Eukaryota, Viridiplantae, Streptophyta, Magnoliopsida, Solanales, Convolvulaceae. The record is from the annotation of a GenBank genome assembly.
UAGAGUUAUCACAUUUAAUAAUAUAUUAUAUCUACUCACUUAUUCAGUAGUAGCUUUCUUCACAUGCAUUCUCAAAGUUAAAGGUACAUAUUUCUUAGAAUACUAAAAUAAAAAAAAAUUGUUCGAUGAAUCUAGACGUCUAGGCGUCCCAUUAAGCGCUCUGGGCGGUCAACUAGGCGCCUUAGACGGCCGACGAAUUCACCUAGGCGCCGAUUCAAUUAGUCGGAGCGCCUAGACCAAAAUCGGGGCGCCCGACCACCGCCUAGCGCCUAGGCGGGGACUAAUCGGGCGCCUAGAACGAUUUUUAGAACAGUGAUAUUUACUACAUCGUGUUGGAUUAAACUCAACACUGGCGCCGUCUGUGGGAAUCUGUCCAAAAAGAUUCGGUGUUCUACUGUUCUUGAGUUUCUACGAAAAAUUCGUACGUAGUGGACUGAUUCUAGCAAAGAAAAAAAGAAAGAAAAAAUCUGGAAUUUUGGUUUGGGGAAGGUCUGGAUAUGCCGCCAGCAGCUCCGUCCAACCGACCGAGGAAGAAGAAAAGCAGAAAGAAAGGUUCUGGGAAAAAAGAAGAAGAGAUGAAGUCCAGAUCUGGAAUUUUAUAGACCGUGGCCGGAGCAGCCGUCCGUACCACCGCGCGCUCCACCAAGAGCUCGCUGAUAUACGAUGCAAAAGCCGCCUAGCUUUUCCGGCCCUCGUCAUCGCUAGCAGCGCCGCUCUACGCCUCCGUCGCGGUGCGCCCGCCGGCCUCAGCUCCCCCUCGCUGCUCGAACCUCAGAGAGGGUCCGCCAUUAAUGGCCGCUGAGAGCUCCAAGAGUGACAACCGUAAACCAGUGCACCCCCACGGCUCGAGGUUAGGGAAGUUUCGCCGGUUAUGCCGGAGUCCUGGCUGGGACCACGUGCACGCCACCGGUCUUUGUCGCUCCGCCACUAAUGCCGCCUGAGGCAGCCUUGUCCCGGCCGUCAUCAGCCGCUGCUGCGUUGCCACCGCUGCGUUGCGCACUACGUGGGCUCCCUUCGACCAGCUACAGCAGCUGAGUAACAAUCGGGCUACAUAUUGGCAGUAGGGGUAGCUGCCAGCUUGCAAAAUGUGAAGGCUGGAUGAUUGGAGGCUUUUUGGCAAUUUUGACCAAGUCAAAAUCGGCAAGGAUGAGCAAAUUGUCUUCACAAGACCCCCUGGCCGAGUAUCAACCAAGAGCUAAGUAUUCUAACUCCCUCAUAUGCCAAUUAAACAUUUGGUAAUUGAAAUAUUUCUAUUAGUAUUAUUUUCAUCCCCAUUAUUUACUAGGGGUUAAAAUGUCCCGAAAUAAAUAAUGCUGAGUGAAGCUCGGGGAUGAGCUUCCACCGUCACUUUAAUUUAAUAAUUAGAGGACGAGCUGAGCCGAGCCGAGGGUCAUCGUGCCCCAAGGUCGACGCUCAUAUCCAGAAGAACUAGGUGAUGGGCCGGGCUGAAGGUCAUCGUACUCCGAGGCCGACCGUCAUGCCCGGAAGAGCCCCAAGCCGACCUACAAAAAAAAAUUGUGCACAUAUACAUAUUGUCUGGCCAUUUGGCCGCGUUACUAUGUUCAUUGUGUAGAUUAAGAUCAUAGUCAGAUAAGAGAUGAUGCUCAAAAUGAACCUUGGUGCCAAGGGCUUGGGGACGAGCAUCCUCCACCCGGAGGCCGAGGGUCUAAAGAGAACCAUCAAGAGCCAAGGGCCGUGGACGAGCAUCUUUCACCCCGGAUGCCGAGGGCCCGAUGACGAUCAUCUAUCGUCCAGUGGCCUAGGCCCGGGGAUGAGCAUCUUUCACCCCGGAUGCCGAGGGCCUGAUGACGAUCAUCUAUCGUCCAGUGGCCUAGGCCCGGGGACGAGCAUCUUUCACCCCGGAGGCCGAGGGUCCGAAGACGAUCAUCUAUCGUCUAGUGGCCUAGGCCCGGGGACGAACAUCCACCACCCAGAGGCCGAGGAUCUAAAGAAGACCAUCAAGAGCCAAGGGCCAUGGACGAGCAUCUUUCACCCCGGAGGCCGAGAGUCCGAAGACGAUCAUCUAUCGUCUAGUGGCCUAGGCCCGGGGACGAACAUCCACCACCCAGAGGCCGAGGAUCUAAAGAAGACCAUCAAGAGCCAAGGGCCGUGGACGAGCAUCUUUCACCCCGGAGGCCGAGGGUCCGAAGACGAUCAUCUAUCGUCUAGUGGCCUAGGCCCGGGGACGAACAUCCACCACCCAGAGGCCGAGGAUCUAAAGAAGACCAUCAAGAGCCAAGGGCCGUGGACGAGCAUCUUUCACCCCGGAGGCCGAGGGUCCGAAGACGAUCAUCUAUCGUCUAGUGGCCUAGGCCCGGGGACGAACAUCCACCACCCAGAGGCCGAGGAUCUAAAGAACACCAUCAAGAGCCAAGGGCCGUGGAUGAGCAUCUUUCACCCCGGAGGCCGAGGGUCCGAAGACGAUCAUCUAUCGUCUAGUGGCCUAGGCCCGGGGACGAACAUCCAUUAUCCAGAGGCCAAAGCCCGGGGACGAACAUCUAUCAUCCAGAGGCCGAGGGCUUUGAGACGCGCAACACAUCCUGAGACCGAGCAUGCCCAGGCUAAGCAUGUUGAGGUAGAAAUGUCCCGAGGAGACCCAACCUAGCAACUGGAGGUCGAAUGUCUCUAGGAAUAGGCCGAGGAUUGUUGCUGUAUGACGACUCCGAGGUCUGCUACCGGGUCGUGCAUCAAAAGCAAAGACACAUCUAGGCCGAGUUUCUAGGGAUGAACGUCCAAAGGAAGUUGGGUCGGGUUUCUAGGGACUAAUCUUCCUAAGCAUGUCGGGCCGAGCAUCCAGAAGGAAAAUUCCAGAGCCCCAACAACGAGAGAUCGAGUGGGCUGACCGUCAAGGGGCCGAACGUCCAAGGAAGCCCAGCCUGGAGGUCGAACGUCUCUAGGAAUAGGCCGAGGAUUGUCGCUGUAUGACGACUCCGAGGUCUGCUACCGGGUCGUGCAUCAAGAGCAAGGACACAUCUAGGCCGAGUUCCUAAGGGUCGAACGUCCAAAGGAAGUCGGGUCGGGCAUCCGUGGGCCGAACGCCCCAAUCCCUCGCACCCAGGCCAAGGCAUUGAAUUAAGCCUUUGCUCCGAAAGCCGGGGUCAUGUGCAAAGAAGGCAGAGGAAGAGCGUAGGCAAGAGUAUACUUUCUCGAGCAGAUUCGCACGCUCACUACUCAAGAAACUGGGGGACUUGUGUUGAGGUAUAUUACCCCGGUCCGUUACUGUUCAGGAGCCCAAGGCAUCGCCCCAGCUUGGAGCCCGAAUGACAAGGUCCAUUUCAGCCUAUUAGGCAUGUUUCGGCCCUUUGGGCCCAUUUUGGGCUUACUUGGACCAUUAGGUUAGGUUUCCCCCUUUCCCUUACCCCUAUAAAUAUGGGGCUUUCCCACAUGUUUAGGGAUCUUUUCCUUCUUCUUCCUUCUCACUAGAAUAGCUUACAAUACUCCAUUAAUGGGAGCUCAAAAUGUACUAUGUAAUGGUGAGGAGAGUCCUAAUGAGAAAGAGAGGGCUUGGAAAUUAGCCUAAAAAGUCCCGUGGUUUUCUCCCUUUCGGGUUUCCACGUAAAAACUGAGUGUUCAUACAUAUAUUUACUAUAUCGUGUUGGAUUAAACUCAACAAAUGAUCAAAACAUUUUAUUUAUAUUUAAAUCCUACUCCUCGUUUAAUUUUUUUUCUAAGUUAAAUCAAUUUCCAAAACAAAAUAAAAUUGUUUGUUGUAGUCUUGUAGACAUGUGACAUGGAAGAAAAAAAGUAUUUUUAAAUGGCAUCUGAGAUAUAUUAUUACCCAGAAAAACAGAUGAAAGUGUGAGCGCGUGCUUUCCAACAUCAACGUAUAUAGGGUUCCUAUUUAAAAAUCCUUAUUAUGAGUUAUGACCAUAAACUCCGGGUUACCCCGUUCCUUAUUUCGGCGCUUUCCGUUUCGGUGCGACUGUGGAUUUCAAAAGCAGGAUUUUGCUUCUCUAUUCUCGGCCUCUUCCACUAGUUGAAGAUUCUAGGCUGAGAUUGAGAAGUUAGCGAUUAGAGCCUGCCAUGGAUGAGGGUUUGGUUGAUGACAUUAUAAGGAAGCUGCUUGAUGCGAAGACAGUGAGGGCGCCGAAGCAGGUGCAGUUGACAGAGUCAGAGAUUAAGGAGCUUUGUGUGGCGUCCAAAAAGAUAUUUCUCAGCCAGCCUAAUCUUCUCGAGCUCGAAGCACCCAUCAAGAUUUGUGGUGAUAUUCAUGGUCAGUACUCUGAUCUUCAGCGGUUGUUUGAGUAUGGUGGGUAUCCGCCUGAGGCCAAUUAUCUAUUCUUAGGAGACUAUGUUGACCGUGGUAAGCAGAGUGUAGAAACAAUUAGCCUUCUCCUUGCGUACAAGAUUAAAUACAAGGAGAACUUUUUUCUCCUAAGAGGCAACCAUGAAUGUGCUUCUAUCAAUAGGAUAUAUGGCUUCUUUGAUGAGUGCAAGAGGAGGUAUAAUGUUCGUGUUUGGAAGAUGUUUACAGAGUGCUUUAACUGCUUGCCUGUUGCGGCCCUUAUUGAUGAGAAGAUACUAUGCAUGCAUGGAGGACUAUCUCCUGAGCUGAAGCACUUGGAUCAAAUUAGAAAGAUUCCCCGUCCUGUAGAUGUACCUGACCAAGGUCUCUUAUGUGACUUGUUGUGGGCUGAUCCUGACAGAGAUAUUGAAGGAUGGGGAGAGAAUGAUCGGGGAGUAUCAUAUACAUUUGGAGCAGAUAAGGUCACUGAAUUUCUUGAGGAGCAUGACCUUGAUCUCAUUUGCCGAGCUCACCAGGUUGUGGAAGAUGGAUACGAGUUCUUUUCAAACCGACAGCUGGUCACCAUAUUUUCUGCACCAAAUUACUGCGGUGAGUUUGACAAUGCUGGUGCCAUGAUGAGUGUAGAUGACACAUUAACAUGCUCAUUCCAAAUCUUGAAGGCCUCUGAGAAGAAAGGAAAAUCUGGAUUUGGCAAUGCACAGAGACCAGCUACACCGCCUUAUAAGGGUCCCAAGGGAUAAAUGCAUGGCACCAACAAUUACACAUUGGUCAAGGUUGCUGUAGAUUUAACACACAACAUGCCCUACUUCUACAAAGUGAUGCUCCCAAUCGUUUUGAAUCUCAAUCUAAGGAUUGGAAAAAAGCUCAACUGGCCAGGUUCCUUAUUUUGUUCUCACGAAAGGGCUUUGUGGUCAAUGCCGUUCACCUUUGUAACUCUGUCUUAUUUCUAAAAUGUAAAAUGCAACAAACUUCAAUAUUUCCAAAUGGUUUGCUUCUUACUUUCCUUUUCCUCCGGUGUGUGUGAUGUAGUGUUUCCAUUUUAUUGGGAAACAAUUAGACAAAACCUGAAGACUAUUGCAAUUUGCAAAUCAUCUUUAAUUUACUGCACAUAUUGAAUUGCUGUCAG